AUGGGAUUUGCGCAGCAGAAGCUUAAAGAAUUAAAAGUUUCCAGCACGCAGCUCCCGACUGAAAAGACUGCUGCAUUUUUUGCAGGUCUAUUCCGCUGGCGAAUUGUUCGGCGGGCAAGGCACCUGAUGGCAUCGUGGGACCCAGCAACGAGAAAUGGUUACGGUGCGCGCACGUCGUCCUUCGGCGCGGAUAUGUAUUUCCCGCAAGAGGCCCCUUUUAUGCAGAACCAACGCUUAUUUGGCGCACCAGUACAAGGGCCGGUGUCGGUAGAUCACUCGCGUAACCUGAUUAAGCCUGAUCCGGAUUCGUUCUUCGGUCACACCUAUCCCUCGUCAUAUCCAUUUGCACGAUCACCUUACCCACAUUUUCCGUUUACUAUGCAGGCGAUGAGCUCCAGUGCAGCAACAGUUCGUCUGCAGAAUCCGAUCCAGUGCCUGUGGGUUGAUCGGAAUCGAAUCUGCAAUCGUCUGUUUUAUUCAAUCGAUCAUAUCGUCUCACAUUUGCAACAUGAGCAUGUUGGUGUGACCGACAGUCCUUUUCAUGUUUGUCAAUGGAAAGACUGUUCCAGAAAAGGAAGGAUUUUUAAAGCAAAAUACAAACUCGUAAAUCACAUUCGUGUGCAUACUGGUGAGAGGCCAUUUCCUUGUACGAUGUGUGAUAAAGUUUUUGCAAGAAGUGAGAACUUGAAAAUUCAUCAAAGGACACAUACAGGUAAAAAUUUUUAUCAUACUUCAUAA
This is a messenger RNA of Gongylonema pulchrum, 738 nucleotides long. The record is from the annotation of a GenBank genome assembly. NCBI's taxonomy places the organism in Eukaryota, Metazoa, Nematoda, Chromadorea, Rhabditida, Gongylonematidae.